UGGUUUGCCAUUUGAGCUGUCUUACACAGCCUGGCUAGCCUUAACACACACACACACAACCUUUACUAUGGUCUGAUUGUCAUUUAGCUAGGCGAUGUAGACCAAUCAGAAGGCCCAUUUCAUGUUGGUUUAAUGUGCUGUAACACACAGAAAUUCUUCUUACAGCCAGCCUUAAGAUAAGUCAUUAGCAGAGAUAUCAUAACUGAUCUUAUAAACUGUGAAUAUACGUUUGUCCUCCCCUGUCCCUCACCCCAAGGUUUGUCCAAUAAGGAAGACUCAAGCCACUAUAUUCUAGAAAGCCAUGUAGCCAUGUCUACCAGUUCAACUGGUUCCUCUCUUAUCUCUGGGUCAACGGGCUAUUCUACUGUCGUAGGGGGUGUAUGCCAUUUUGGCUUUUUACACUCUUCCCCCUACGGCAAACUAAACUUCUGGAGUAAACAAACUAAUGGUGGUUAAACUACACCAAAACAAUAAAGUAUAGUUAGAUGGAACAACAUCAUAAUGUAACAAUUGUGUAACAGCAAUGAUUUGCCUCUAAUGAUCUACAGACUAAAUUCUAAAGCUUAUGUCAACAACAGUCGUAUCAAGUAAAUGUAUAUCAAACACAGGUGUAAUAUGGUGUCUCCUCCAAACACGGGUAGUACAGUGUCUCUACCGACACAGGCGUAAUACAGUACUCUCCAAGCAGAGGUUAGGCUCCGGCUGUUGUUUUUUUUAGUCGGUUUUGUCGGGCUUUCUAUUUUGUCAUGUUUAUUGACUUCCGACAACCAUGCCGAUCUAACGUCAAGAACACGGCAAACUAGAAAGCCCGAUAAAAAUGACCAAGAAAACAGUCGGAGCCUAAACCUCUGAUUGCAGAGUAAAUAAAUGCUACAGACUUAGGCAAAACACGCUUCAUUGGAAACCUGAUACUCCCUGUUGGUACGAGUCAGUGUUGGGUGUCUAGUGACCUUGGCAGGGGGCCAAACACCCAAGGUGAACGCCAUCGUGCCCUCACCAACCCACAUCUCCCUACCCCUGCCUCUGUUCUCUCUGCGGCCUUGCUUUCUCAGGGGCCCGAGACUAUUCCAGGAGUUAGAAGGACUGAACUGAGACCUUGAAAAACGGGUUAUCGUAUUCGAAAGGGUGCCGACACACAUCGUCAACAAUCAUAACUAUAGCAAACAGUGUGUGGCUUUUCGACCAUGGACGGCGUCCCCAAGCCUCUAGCUUCCACCAAGGAUUUUUGUCCGUCAAGGUGAGAAAAUGACCGGUGCUGUCCAGUGGAUAGCUGACUCCGUCCAGGAGAUUUUGCAGAUUUCUGAGCUGACUCUGCAGACGUUUCUUGUCCUCUGUUCGACUUUCCUCCUGGCAUGUGUCGUCUUCAAUCGUUCACGGUCCCGAAACCUACCUCCCUACCCGGCAGGACGUGUGCCUGUUCUCGGGCACCUCCUCGCCUUGGGCCGAGCACCUCUCCUCAAGCUGACGGCGUGGAGGCGGCAGUACGGGGACGUCUUCACCGUCAGGAUGGGGAUGGAAGAUGUGGUGGUUCUGAACGGCUACACUGCCGUCAAGGACGCGCUCGUGGACAGGUCCGAGCUGUUCGCGUCCAGGUCGCCAUUUUACUACCUGUUUGAUGCCAUAUUUGGUUUCGGAAAAGACAUUAUUUCUGCACGUUGGGGUUCCGGGUUCAGACAGAAGAAGAGGUUUGCUACCACCGUCCUGAAGAACCUGGGCAUGAGGGUCGGCCGUGGCAGCAUCGAGGACAGCAUCCGAGAGGAAGCGAGCUGUCUCAGAAACAGGUACAAGGUCACCAACACCUUAUAA
Messenger RNA from Branchiostoma floridae (Florida lancelet), 1806 nucleotides. RefSeq names its product cytochrome P450 2C21-like. The transcript has 3 exons. Bases 1246 to 1806 code for a protein of 186 amino acids. Gene Ontology annotation, biological process: xenobiotic metabolic process. NCBI's taxonomy places the organism in Eukaryota, Metazoa, Chordata, Leptocardii, Amphioxiformes, Branchiostomatidae. The record is from RefSeq and is a predicted model, not a curated record. Gene Ontology annotation, molecular function: oxidoreductase activity, acting on paired donors, with incorporation or reduction of molecular oxygen, reduced flavin or flavoprotein as one donor, and incorporation of one atom of oxygen; iron ion binding; heme binding. Gene Ontology annotation, cellular component: cytoplasm; intracellular membrane-bounded organelle.